Molecule: messenger RNA, 2203 nt
Organism: Etheostoma spectabile (orangethroat darter)
Lineage: Eukaryota; Metazoa; Chordata; Actinopteri; Perciformes; Percidae
Product: multiple inositol polyphosphate phosphatase 1
Molecular function (GO): acid phosphatase activity; inositol phosphate phosphatase activity
Source: RefSeq, a predicted model, not a curated record
UUGUGACACUGUCACACAGAUGUUUUGAGUUUGGAAAAUUGUUGGGGACAGCUGCUUUUUGAGAGUCUCUCUGGGUGCAGCAUGCUGACUUUUCUUUGGAAAUUCACUUUCUCUAAUGUCCUCAUCAUCUCCUGCUGUCAUAAUUAUGUGGACAAUUUGGAUAAACCAGCGAUCGCCAAAUAUUUCAACACAAAAGGGAGGUACGAAGAAGUAAACCUGCAUCUAAUAAAGGACAUACUUGCAGUAAACAGAUCUAUUUUACAGCCUCCAUCUGCAAAUUGUCAAGAAAUUCACCUGACUGCAAUAAUAAGACAUGGCACAAGGUACCCAACAAUCAAAAACGUCAAAGAGAUGAAGCAGCUCUACAACAUUGUCCUACACAAUGCCUCAGGCCAGGAGAGCUGGCUGCAUGAAAUCCAGACUCAGUGGACAAUGUGGUACACUGAGGACAUGGACGGUCGACUAGUCCAGAAAGGCGUGAUCGAUCUCAAGCAUCUGGCCAUCAGGCUGUCAAAGCUGUUCCCCUCACUGAUUUCAGAGGAGAAGCUCAGAGGUGGAUUCAUCAAAUUCAUAACCAGCUCCAAGCACAGGUGUGUCAACAGCACUCUGUCCUUCAAGGCAGGACUGACAGAGCUGUGGGCUAUUACAGAUAAGGAGUUUGACCAUGUAGUGAAUGAUGCUCUCAUGAGGUUUUUUGACCAGUGCACCAGGUUUGUGCAGGAAGUUGAAAACAACCCAUCAGCUCUGUCAGAGGUGGACAAGUUCAAGCAAGGACCAGAGAUGAGGAGGGUCAGGGAGAAGAUUGCAGACCGCCUUAGAGUCCCCUACAGUAACAUCACACAAGAUAUGACUGAGGCUGCAUUUUACCUGUGUGCUUAUGAAUUUGCGAUCAAGGCAGUGAACUCCCCUUGGUGUCAACUCUUCGAUGAGGAUGAUGCAAAGAUUAUGGAAUAUGCGAGUGACCUGACAGAAUUUUGGAAAAGAGGCUAUGGGUAUGAUAUCAACAGCAAGUCCAGCUGUAAUCUCUUCCAUGAUGUGUUUAACCGGCUGAACAAGGCAGCCAGCGAGAACAAGUCAGGCCAGCAGGUGACUGAAGCCGUGACAGUCCAGGUCGGCCAUGCAGACACCCUCCUGCCACUGCUCACCCUCCUGGGCUUCUUCAAGGACAGUGAUGCCUUGACUUCCACCAACUACGACACACAGACCCAACGCUCCUUCCGCACCAGCCACAUGUUACCCUAUGCAGCUAACUUGGUCCUGGUGCUAUACAACUGUGGGGGAGGCGACCUGAGGCUGCAGCCACUGCUCAACGAGAAGCCUGUGACUUUCCCCGGUUUGACUGACCAACAGGCCUCCAUGCCGCUCUAUCAAGACGUCAAAGAUCACUACAGGGAGCUGCUCCAAGGCUGUGACUUUGAGAGUGGCUUUAUUCUCUUUUAUUUGCGCACCUACCAUAAAUAUGUUAUUGGUUGAAUGAGCAUUUUGAUAGAUGCUCGGCUUUGGAAAUUUUAAAUAUGGAUUUCUUACACUUAAACAUUUUCAGGAGGUACUAACAUGUUUUUGGAAACACAGCUUCAAAUCUCUCGGACUCAUCAUAGACAAUCAACUCAGUUUUGAUCAACACAUCACUGACAUUCAUAAACAAUCCCAGCAAAGAAACCAAUGCCAUACAUGCACUCAGAGCACUGUCUAUUGCCCCUCCCCUGUUCCAGCCCAUCCUGCUGUAGCGUUCCCUGCUUCUUUACCAUGUUAACCAGCUUCAGCAAAAACUAAUUUAGCAGCAUCACACUCACUGUCUCUAAAAUCAUCUGCCUGCCCAAUCCCAAUCCCUCAAAUGUGAACUUCAGAGCUGUCACACAUCUAGCACUUAUGACACUGAUCAGCCCCUCACUUAAGACAUUACUUCUAUUCCAUCUGGCCGGAGAUACAGGACCCUUUAAACAGAGAAGAGCUUGUUUCAGCAGGAGAUUUGUCCCCUCCUCAAUAGCAGCCCUGAACAAUCGGCCUCGCAUACACUGUUGUGAGCUGGGAUGAUGAAUGCCUUCAUUGAGAUUUUGUGUACUGACUAUACAUAGGAUUUGUGGCUGUGUACAUAUAUCUAUAUGUCGCUAUGUUAAUAUCUGUAUGUUGCUAUGUGUUGCUAUGUGUACAGCCUGUGAAAACAAAUAUCCUUCUGGGACAAUAAAUCUAAAUCUGAAUGUUA